This is a messenger RNA of Frieseomelitta varia, 2122 nucleotides long. RefSeq names its product integrator complex subunit 10 (gene IntS10). Lineage: Eukaryota; Metazoa; Arthropoda; Insecta; Hymenoptera; Apidae. Bases 227 to 2107 code for a protein of 626 amino acids. The transcript is spliced from 8 exons. The record is from RefSeq and is a predicted model, not a curated record. Gene Ontology annotation, cellular component: integrator complex. Gene Ontology annotation, biological process: snRNA processing.
CACGACAUAAAAUUUAGAAUAUACAUAAUUUAUUCCAGUAUUACUUUCCCAUACUUUUUUAAAUUAAUUUGAAACAAUCGACAUUUCAAAACGUGACAUGGCGUUCCAUUAAAUGUGAAAUCUAUUUUACGUCUUGUUUAUGGUUCCGACAAAGUAUUAAACAGUAAUGUAUGCUAGCUGUUCUUAUUUUUCUCUAUAAAUUUUCAAUUAUUUACUAUUAUUCAAUAUGUUAGAAAAAACAUCUAACGCAGAUAACAAUCAGUUAUCGAAAGAAGAUUAUUUAAUUAUGCGUGCGAAAGAUGCAUUGCCGAUUGACAUUUAUGCGGCUAAAUCUUGGUUGAUUACUGCCAGAUCGCUGUUUCCUCAUAGUGCUAAAGUUCAGUUCGAGGCCUAUCGGAUCGAAAAACUUUCAAAAAAUAUGAAAGAAGCAGCAAAAUGUUUUAGUGAAAUAUUUCAGAAUUUUCCAGACGAUCGUGAUAUAUGGAAAGAAAUAGAGACGGUAACAGCUUGUCUUCGUUUGGAACAAUGUGAUGCUGAAGCAGAAUUUUUAUGUCAAAUGUUUCAACACAUACCACAAGAACUUCAGCACAGAUUGCUUAUUAUGACUGCUGAUCAUAGCGAAGAUACAAUGGAACAUUGUAAAUUAUUACUUCUUUUAUUGCGUAAAUUCCCUCAAACUAUUGCCACCCAUGGACCACGCUUAGUAGAAACUCUUCUUACUGCAGAGAAACAUAGUCACCCAGGACGUACAGUAAAUGGAUACAGAAAAUUAUUGGCCUGUGAUGCAUUACCCCUCCUUGGUACUGCACAGGUAGAAUUGAACCCAAGGCUUAGCUUGAGAUUACUUUGUAAAGCAGUAGAAUUUUAUUUGGCAUACAUACAACAACCACAAGAUAAUCAAAUUCAAAAUCCCUGGGAUAGAUUGUUUCAAGUUGUUGAAUUAAUAGGAAAAAAAUUGGGAUGGGAAUUAAGUAAUUUAUUUUCUAUGGCUUGGAACAGAGAAGCAUAUUGUGAAAGAUUGCAUCAGUAUGCCAUUGUACAUUCUGCUAACUUAUGUGACGAAUUGACAGUUAGACAAUUAUUGAUGUGUAGUAUUGCAGUAUUAUUGAGGAUAUUAAAUGAACAUAAUGCAUUGAUUAAUAAUGACGAAAUUAUGUACUGUUUGGUAGAAGCAUUUGGAGAAUGUAUACACACACCUACAGAAAAAUUGAAAAAACGGAAAAGAGAAGAUAAUGGAGGAAUUGUACUAACCAGUGAUGGUGAUUAUAAUGGUAAUGGAUUGGCAUUAGCCGUGAAGUUAUGGGACUUGUUACAUAGUAAUGAUUAUUUACAAAGAGAAAUUGGAAAAAUAAAUCAACAACUUCGAUUAGAUUCAUGGCUAAAUUCAUUUCUAACAGAUUUGGCUAUGUAUAAAGGUUUACAUCAUGAAGUGUUAACAAGAUUAUCUCAAGAAGCUGUUAGUUUACCUGUUCAUCUUCGCUUAGCAAGUACAUGUUUUUCCUUGAAAGAUUAUAAGGGAAUGUUAGAAUAUAUAGUUUUAGCAGUUACCGCAUUACCUUCGGCUUGCGGUAAAGUAUCUCAUAAUUUAACUGUUCCAUGUGGAAGACAUUUACAUUAUUUAACACUGGCACGUUUUCCUGUUAUACAAUAUUGUUGCAGAUUACUUUUUUUGGCGAUAAAGGAAAAUUUUUCUUUACCCGGUGGGGUUGGAGACUUAGCUAUAGGACAUGCAUUAGUUCUAAUGCAAAUUGAUUGGCCGCAAGAAGCUAGUACUUUAUCCAUAAUUACAGAAAGGAUUAUUAAUCGUGGAUCUUUUUCUUACCCAUUAUUUCAAGCUUAUAUUAUAUGUGUAGAUAUUUUAGAAGAAUUAACAUAUCUAUGGACGGAACAUGGAGGUGGUAUAUCUUUAGAUAUAGCGACCGGAUCAGGGAUUCUACAAAAUCGACGUAUUACCACUCGUGGAGCAGAUAAAGGAGUGCGCGAAGAAGUAAAACAAGCAAUGCGCCGACAGGCAGCUCGAGACGGCAUCGAUUCAUUAGAUGAAUUGUUACAAAAGUUUAUUAUCAAUGAAAAAGCAGCCAUACUACAUAGUUUAAUUAUUCAAUAAAUCAGUUUAACAUUA